AUGGACGCGCCCUCGACGAUCCACUGCGACUGCCCCGUCGGCUCCUCGGAGCUCAAGCUCCAUGGCGCCAACUGCUCCCUUGCGCUCCUCAAGUGCCCGUGGCAGUGGCGUGAGCCCUUCCUCGACGAGCGCCGGGCCAAAUUGAAGCGCAAGGUGGGCGACGGCUACCUCUGCGACCCCGUCGACCCCGCGUUUGUAGACCAGCUACUACCUGGCUCCGUCACCAAGCUCUUCCGCGUCAUGGAGCAGGACGAGCAGUCACAGAUUCAGAUCGAAAUCCAACGGCUGAACGAGGCCAAAGCGUCGGCCCGCGACCGCACCUCGAAAUGGGACCACGACGAUGGCGAUGUGGGCACACGAAAGGCCUUACCCGCCGGGUCGGAGUCGCCCAUCACGGUCGCCGCGCCCGUCUGCAGCGGCGAAGAACUGGCCUACCUCGAUAGCAUCCUCCUCUCCAACGAAGCGCCGAAUGCCGUCUCGUCGCCGUCGGCGAUCACCGACACGGAGGCCAUCUCGCGCAGUACGCUCGAGGAGCCUCUCUUGCAGCUUCUCUCAGACCGCUACGAGACGUACCUCAACUAUGACGAAGAGGAGCUCAACUUUGCCGAGAACGACCUCCAGCCGACCCGUCAGCCGACUCGCGUCACGGCGUGA
This is a messenger RNA of Saprolegnia parasitica CBS 223.65, 654 nucleotides long. RefSeq lists its product as hypothetical. Bases 1 to 654 code for a protein of 217 amino acids. The transcript has a single exon. The record is from RefSeq and is a predicted model, not a curated record. NCBI's taxonomy places the organism in Eukaryota, Oomycota, Saprolegniomycetes, Saprolegniales, Saprolegniaceae.